Molecule: messenger RNA, 786 nt
Organism: Panonychus citri (citrus red mite)
Lineage: Eukaryota; Metazoa; Arthropoda; Arachnida; Trombidiformes; Tetranychidae
Product: cytochrome P450 4c3-like
Exons: 2
Molecular function (GO): oxidoreductase activity, acting on paired donors, with incorporation or reduction of molecular oxygen; iron ion binding; monooxygenase activity
Source: RefSeq, a predicted model, not a curated record
CUCGCUGGAUUUGAAACUGUCCGAACAAUUUUAUGGACAUUAAUCUGUAUCGCAAGUGAACCAGAAAUCGAGAAACGUAUUCAUGAUGAAUUGAUUAACGUUUUUGGUGAUGACCAGGAAAACGAGUGGACCUUUGAUUUGGAUAAAUUAAAUCAACUUAAUUACCUUGAUUGUUGUAUUCGUGAAGGCCUAAGGCUUUUUUCACCAUUGAUAAUAUUUGGUAGAAACACUGGAGUUGAUUCAUUUCAAUUAGACGAAGUUAAUUGUCUACCACCAUCAACUGAAUACUUAGUUUCAGUUUAUUCAGUUCAUCGGAAUGAAAAAGUUUAUCCUCAACCAGAAAAAUUUAACCCUGACCGUUGGUCAUCUGAAAAUAUUCAAUCAAUUCCAACUAAUUGUUACCUUCCCUUUGGGAUUGGACCUCGAACCUGCAUUGGCUAUAGACUCGCAUUGAUUGAGAUGAAAAUUGUGAUUACCUUAAUUGUUAAACAAUUUAGAUUACAAGUUAAUCAACAUUACAGUUCAAUUGAUUGGAUUUUUCCAUUAACAUUGAAACCAGUUAAACCUUGUACAUUUAAAUUGUCAUCAAGAUUUUAAAUUAAACCUUAAAAUACAAUAAAAACAAUUUAAUUCAACCAUGAUUGUUUGCAAUUAAGCUUAACAUCAUUUACCUUUGAUUAUCAAUCAAGAUUUCCCAAUCUCUCAAUUUAAAACAAUUUAUACACAAUUUACAUUGUAGUUUGUAUCAUUAUUGAAAAAAGAGACAAACAAUUAAAAUUUAAUCAU